AGCGGUUUUAUAAUAGAAAACAGCUUCUCAGCAGUACCUGUUUCUUAAUUUAAACCGGUCUAUGAGUAACAUGUUUUCAACUCUGUCCUGCAACAUAACCAAAACAAUCUCAGUUCCAGUAGCGCUUGCUAGAAAAUCUGAGAAAAAGUCUGGAACAAUACACGUUUCAUUGUUAUUAUGAAAACUGUACGAGUCUAAUAUUUUUCAGAAUGAUGAAUAGUAUUUUUUUUUUUUUAAAUGUCAUAGCACAGUAUAUAGUAUUUUUUUAAAACACAACGGUGUGUUUCAUUUGGGAUCGGACGGAUCGUACUUGUUCCCUGACGUCGAUCUGCAGUAACUGAGAGAGUUGUUUUGUUUGGAUUGAGCGUAGUUAGUGUAGAUUUAGCAGAGGGCAAUGGCAGAGACGGUGCAGGAAGGGACACAAGUUCUCCAUGCAGCAAGUGUCAGCGUGAAAGAGGAGAAAAGACCGUGCAAGGAAGUAGAGGAAGAGGAGGAUGAAGAAGACCUGCCCCAUGCCGAAUUCUUGGACAUCUUUGAGGAAGGUCUGGCGAGGAUAGUCCAGGAUCCUCUGCUUUGUGACCUACCCAUCCAGGUCACAUUGGAAGAGAUCAAUUCCCAGGUGGCUUUGGAGUAUGGUCAGGCAAUGACAGUCCGAGUCUGCAGGCAUGACGGUGAAGUUAUGCCGAUUGUGGUGGUGCAGAAUGCUACAGUGCUGGACCUGAAGAAAGCUAUUCGCAGGUUCAUGGAGCUGAAGCAGCAGCGAGGAGGAGGAGUGAAACACAUCAGCUGGCGGUAUGUGUGGAGAACCUUCCAUCUGGUUUUUGACGGAGAGAAACUGGAAGAUGACAAGAUGAAACUUAAAGAUUAUGGCAUAAGGAACAGAGAUGAGGUGACUUUUCUUAAGAAGCUAAAGAAGAAGUGAAUCAGGAUCAGUAGAACUGGAGUUUUUCAACGGGCAGAAACAAAAGCAAAGGGGGAAAACCUGCAGCCACCAACUAUUCCAGAAGACAUCGAUCCCACCCCAGUCUGCAAUGCAUCCGGAUCAUCAGUAUAUCACCUAUCUGAUUAAGAGUGGAUCAGAGGUUAGGGCUUGUGUCUUUCCAGGAUAGUCCUUGGCAGACACUAGCUUCCUAAUGGGUCAGGAGAGACUUUUCUACGACUUUUUCAUGAACUCUCCAGAAGUGGACCAGUGGGCCUGUUAUUUGACCUAAAAAGAUCCACAAAGCACCCUAUUUAAUGACCUACUGUAAGCAACAUAUAUGUUGAGAAGGAAAAUAAAAUACUAACCAGGACCAUACAUUUGCACUGUGCCUUUCCCCAAUGUAUUUCUUAAAUAUGUUAAUGGUUUAACAUUAUUGACCAAUUGUUUCUGAUUUUGUGGCUGCAUUAUAAUCUGUUUACCAGGGCAAAUGACGUUAUCUAUCUGUGAUCUUUUGUUCACAAUGGACUGAUUAUUUGUACACAGCCUGCACUAAACACCACCUUUAUACCAUACUGAAAGUAAAAAACGAAAUAAAAAACAAA
Molecule: messenger RNA, 1524 nt
Organism: Acipenser ruthenus (sterlet)
Lineage: Eukaryota; Metazoa; Chordata; Actinopteri; Acipenseriformes; Acipenseridae
Product: U11/U12 small nuclear ribonucleoprotein 25 kDa protein-like
Exons: 7
Coding region: 395-922 (175 amino acids)
Biological process (GO): mRNA splicing, via spliceosome
Cellular component (GO): U12-type spliceosomal complex
Molecular function (GO): protein binding
Source: RefSeq, a predicted model, not a curated record